Molecule: messenger RNA, 483 nt
Organism: Armigeres subalbatus
Lineage: Eukaryota; Metazoa; Arthropoda; Insecta; Diptera; Culicidae
Exons: 1
Coding region: 1-483 (160 amino acids)
Source: RefSeq, a predicted model, not a curated record
AUGAAGGUGUUCGGGUGUGAUGCUUACGUUUACAUCCCUGACUCUAAACGGCGUAAGAUGCAGACCAGGUCUCAAAAGUUAACCUUUGUUGGGUACGCGUGUGGCUCAAAAGCAUACCGGUUCUUGGAUAAGCGUACCAACAAAAAUCAAAUUUAUAAGCCGAGACGCGAAAUUUCUGGAAGUCAGUUCAGCAGUUCAGGAGAAUUAUACCAACUCAAUGAAUCUAAUAAGCAGCUGAAAGUACAACAGUCAAAAAGGAAAGCAGACAUCGCUAAUCGAAUCGUGAAGCCAAGAGAUACAACAAUCAAACCGACUACGACAGUUGUUCUGGAGGAAGAUGACGACCAUAAAAUAGAAGAAGUUCAAAUUGAUUUCUCGUUCGAGAAAGAGAAAGCGGAUAGUAUCACCGAGGAUUCAGAGUUCGAAGGUUUCGAUGAAACGGUUUACUUUGACGAUGAGUGUUUUGGAAUGGAAGAAUUCUGA